AUUUCGUCUAAUUUCCGUUGAUCCAUGUCCGAAAGAGCACCGAUUUUGAAAACAAAAAGUCUCUCUCUCUCCAACUCGCUCUCACUCACACCUCUUCUCAGACUUCUCCAGUUAAAAUUCUUUUUCUUAAUCGAUAAUAUGUGUUGAUCGGCAAAAGCGAGAAAAUGUAUGAGGCGCAGCGUUUCGUGGAUUCUCAAGAGAAUGCGAAUUUUGGGGACCCAAAAUCGUGGCUUUCGGGGGAGGAUCACAACUCGUCUCCGACUCACCGGCUAACUCAGUCCUCACUCGCCAACUCAACCACUACAGCCCCAGCUGGUCAAAGUGGCAGCUUGGUUCGGGUCCUCUACCAAGACCUUGUCGAGAUAGUCCCUCUCGUUCAGUCUCUCAUCGAUCGGAAACCGAGCAGUUCGUUUACGCGGCGGGGUUCGGUGAUCUACACGAAGACGCCUUCAAGAGAUUCGUUAUCGAAAAAAGUAAAGUCUUACAGUCAGGUAACUGAAUCAAAAGGACGGACUGCAGCUCAAUCGAUUCCCACUAAAAAGAGAAGAGACCCUGGAGAUAAGGACCAGGGUAAGAACACUAGCAAUAACUCAGAUGCUGACAACUAUUCAGUUGUUUCAUCAAGGGCUUUGGCAGCAGAAAAGGACAGAGAAGAGUUGGUCAUGUUAAAGGAACAACUGGAGGAUCUGCGAAUAAAAUUAUCAGAGAAAGAUGAACUUUUGAAAUCUGCAGAGAUCUCAAAGAAUCAGGUGAAUGCUGUUCAAGCAAAACUUGAUGAACUGAGACACCAAGCUUCAGAAAAAGACUCUUUAAUAAAGUCUACGCAGCUGCAACUUUCUGAUGCAAAGAUUAAGCUUGCAGACAAGCAAGCUACACUUGAAAAGAUACAGUGGGAAGCAAUGACAUCCAACAGAAAAGUGGAAAAGCUCCAGCAAGAGCUGGACUGCAUGCAAGGAGAAAUUUCAUCAUUUAUGCUGUUGUUUGAAGGCUUGACAAAGAGUGAUUCUGCUGUAUAUGCUGAUGAUUAUGACCUAACAGCAAAAUAUUUGGAUUGUCUGCCUUGUACUGAUGAUUUGGAUGAGAAGGAGAUGCAAAGAAUGGAUGAAGCAAGAAAAGCUUAUAUUGCUGCAGUUGCCACUGCAAAAGAAAGGCAAGAUGAAGAAUCUGUUACUGCUGCAGCCCGAGCAAGGUUACAUCUUCAAUCAUUUGUUCUGAAAACCUGAAGUUAAGCAUUGCUCCCAGCAGAAAAACGGAAAGUCUUGAUUUCCCCCCCCACCCCCCCCAACCCUUCUUUUUUCUCCGUGUUGCGGGCUGUUGUUGAUAAUUAUAUCUUAAUGAUGUAAGGAUAAAAUUUCCACUUGCUUUUCAAAUAUCUGUUUUGUUCUUAGGUAUUGAGAGGCUUCACACUAUGAGGUAUUGCUCCCAGCAGAAAAACGGAAAGUCUUGAUUUUUUUUUCUUCCCCUCUCCCCCCCUCCCCCCCCCCCCCCCCCCCCCCUCUUUUUUCUCCGUGUGUGUUACUGGGCUGUUGUUGAUAAUUAUAUCUUAAUGAUGUAAGGAUAAAAUUUCCACUUGCUUUUCAAA
This is a messenger RNA of Alnus glutinosa, 1582 nucleotides long. Its product is annotated as protein MICROTUBULE BINDING PROTEIN 2C. Gene Ontology annotation, molecular function: microtubule binding. The transcript is spliced from 5 exons. NCBI's taxonomy places the organism in Eukaryota, Viridiplantae, Streptophyta, Magnoliopsida, Fagales, Betulaceae. The coding region runs from base 165 to 1223 and encodes 352 amino acids. The record is from RefSeq and is a predicted model, not a curated record. Gene Ontology annotation, biological process: plasmodesmata-mediated intercellular transport.